UUAGUUGAAGAUGAGAAUUAGCAUCAUACGCCAGUAGCAAUAGAUUUACCGGUAUUAGAACAAAACAGUUGCAGCUCAUCUUCCUCUGAAUCCCUUACUACAGGAGUAUUCAAAAAUCAGUUUAAUCAAAUCAUGAGAGAAAUAGGUUUUUUAAAUCCCCAUAUCAGGGAAUAGAGGUGAAAUAGAGGUGAAAUAGAGGUGAAAUAGAGGACCAAAACAGAGCAAGCAUCAAUCAGGGCUGGCUAUCCUUGUGGUGGAGUAAAUUCUAUGUGGGCGCUUUCACUCUCCAUUUCUCCCAUUCUCCAUACCGCGGACUCGCAACGAACCCCCCUCUCCCCCCUCUCCGGCGGAGGCACCUCCCCUCGCCGGCAAACAUUCACCCUUCCUCCCAUCUACUCCACCUCCUCCGGCAGAGACGUCUGGUUCAACCCCAAUCUCGAUGGUUGCCCAUCCAGAAUCCGCACGAGAAGACCCCAAAAUUCCCGCCAUGGUCACCAUCAAUACCUCAACCGAAGCGUGGACAUGGAUGCCCUCCUCGCCGCCCUCUCCUCCACCACCACCGCCACGGAGCUCCACGCCGUCAUGUCCCCCUAUCUCCCCCCUCACUCGUCUUCCGCCCACCACCCUCCCCUUUCCCCGCGCUUCAUGAUCUCCCUCCUCUCCCGCGAGCCUGACCACCGCCGCUCUCUCGCCCUCCUCGACUGGAUGCACGACGCCGCCCACUAUCCCCCUUCCGCUGUCGCGUAUAACGUCGUCCUCCGCAACGCUACCCGUGCCGGUGACUUCUCCCUCGCCGCAGGCCUUCUCUACGAGAUGCGUGGCUCCGUUUCCGCCGACCGUUACACAUACUCUACCCUUCUGUCCGCCCUCUCCCGCUCCAACCUCCUUGAUGCUGCUCUCUCUCUUCUCCCUUUCAUGGAUGCUGACUCCAUCUCCCCUGACCUCGUCCUCUUCUCUAGCCUCAUCUCCCUCGCCCUCCGCCUCGGCGACCAUUCCAAAGCUCUAGCUCUCUUUUCCCGCCUCCGCGCCGCUGGCAUCACCCCUGACCUCAUUGCAUACAACUCCCUCCUUUCAGCCCUCUCCCGCGCCGGUCUAUUCCGUGAAGCCCGCCGAAUACUCCUCUCCGACAUGGACGCCGCCGGCGUUCCCCCCGAUACCAUCUCCUUCUCCACCAUCCUCGCAGCUCUCGUCGCUCGCAGCCGCUUUCUCGAAGCCCUCUCCCUUUUCCACGAGAUGCGCUCCCCCCAACGCCGCCUACCCCUCGAUCUCACCACAUGCAAUAUCAUCCUCGAUGCCUACGGCCAACUCGACAUGGUCCGCGAAGCAGAUCGCUUCUUCUGGAGCAUGCGCCGCCUCGGAGUCCCCCCAUCCGUCGUCACGUGCAACACCAUGCUCCGCGUCUACGGCGACGCCGAACUCUUUGGCGAAGCCGUCCACCUUUUCCGCCUCAUGCAGCGCCAAAACAUGGAACAGAACGUUGUCACCUACAACACCAUGAUGAAGAUCUACGGAAAAUCUCUCGAACACGAGAAAGCUGGUAACCUCCUCAUGGAAAUGCAGCGCCGAGGCAUAGAACCUAAUCCCAUUACUUACUCCACCAUCAUCUCCAUUUGGGCUCGCGCUGGAAAACUCGACCGCGCCGCCAAGCUCUUCCAGAAGAUCCGCGAAUCCGGUGUAGACAUCGACCCUGCACUGUAUCAGACCAUGAUCGUGGUAUACGAGCGCGCCGGGCUCGUAGCGCACGCAAGGUGUUUGUUGCAUGACCUCAAAGAGCCGACAAACAAAAUCAGCAAAGACACGGCGGUUACUAUUCUAGCUGGAGCUGGCCGUCUCGAGGAGGCCGCGUGGUUAUUCCGCCGAGCUGAGGUGAAGAGCAUUGAGGUGUUCCAUUCCAUGAUGGAUCUGUUCGCCCGGAACAAGAAGCACGCCAAUGUCGUCGAGGUGUUCGACAGAAUGCGAGCUGGCGGACUAUUCCCGGACUCGGAGAUGAUUUCCAUGGUUCUGAAUGCUUAUGGCAAGCUUCAGAAAUUCGAAAAGGCAGAGGCUUUGUACAGUGAAAUGGAAGAGGAGGGAUGCAUUUUUGCAGAUAAGGUCCAUUUUCAAAUGCUGAGCUUGUUGGGGAUGAAGAGGGAUUUCAAGAGAGUGGAAGAAUUGCUUGAAAAGCUAAGAAAUUAUUCGGAUAUUGAUAAGAAAGAACUGCAUAUUGUGGCAGCGAAUUUGUACGAGAGAGCUAAUAGGCUCGACGACGCUGCUCGGAUUGUUGGGCAGAUGAAUGAGAGAACCUCGGUCUCAAAUGCCUUGCAGGUGGAGUAGAUGAGGUUGAAGCUUGAACAUAAUCUGGGUUGUAAAAGUUAAUAUAAUUAAUUUUUUUGAGAGAUUCAUGUAAAUGAUAUUAAAAUGUAUUAUGCUUAUAAAAUCAUUGUGUAAAAAAAAAGGGAUUAAUGUGUUUUUGUGGGGAUGA
Molecule: messenger RNA, 2461 nt
Organism: Dendrobium catenatum
Lineage: Eukaryota; Viridiplantae; Streptophyta; Magnoliopsida; Asparagales; Orchidaceae
Product: pentatricopeptide repeat-containing protein At5g39980, chloroplastic
Exons: 1
Coding region: 268-2313 (681 amino acids)
Molecular function (GO): protein binding
Source: RefSeq, a predicted model, not a curated record